Messenger RNA from Scatophagus argus, 1590 nucleotides. RefSeq names its product progestin and adipoQ receptor family member IVb (gene paqr4b). Gene Ontology annotation, cellular component: membrane. Bases 350 to 1222 code for a protein of 290 amino acids. Gene Ontology annotation, molecular function: signaling receptor activity. NCBI's taxonomy places the organism in Eukaryota, Metazoa, Chordata, Actinopteri, Scatophagidae. The record is from RefSeq and is a predicted model, not a curated record. The transcript has 3 exons.
GCAGCACUGUUGCAUGUGAGCAUGGGUAAUGGGAGCAUGUGCAGUCUCUAAUAAGGGAAACACAGAUUAUUAUCUUAUGUUCACUGUGAAGUUGACGUGUUAGCCAGUUAUGAGCCAUGACAAGGAGCAGCUGCCGUAGUGCUCAAGCUUUUUGUGAGGAUUACGCCAGCUUAGGGAUAAGAACCCUUUACUGAUUGGUCCAACUGAAAGCAUGCCACUUUGCUAACUCAACAGGUUGCUUGCUUGGAAUUACACCUGUCCAAUGUUGGAGUCAAGAACCAGAAUUUCUGGAUAGCUAUGUUCAUGAGUGUGCCUCGGAGUACUGAGUGUGGCCUCGUGUAGGAUGUAAAUGGUGAGGAGUCUGCACUAUCUAAAUGUAAGGGCAUUGUUGCAGGACGUUGUGAUGGUGCUCUGCCAAAGACCGCGGCUGUUGGACUUUGCAAAGACCCCUACACACCUCCAGUUCAAUAAAUAUGUCCUGACAGGGUACCGGCCAGUAUCCACGGCUCAGGAGUGCCUCAGGAGUCUCUUCUACGUGCACAAUGAGUUGGGGAACAUUUACACCCAUGGCAUCCCAUUUUUCCUUUUCUUGGUGCUGCUACCUUUUAGUAUCCCCUGGAUGGAGGUGGACAGUGUCUGGAUCUGCGUGGUUCAUUACCUGGCCUGCCUCUGUCCCACUGUGGGCUCGGUGGUCUACCAUGUGUUCAUGAACCACGUGGGAGGAGAACAUGUGUACGACACCCUGCUGUCGCUGGACAUGUUUGGGGUCUGUCUGGUUAACACUUUGGGAGCACUUCCUAUCAUCCACAUCACCCUUCUUUGCUACCCUGCCAUUCGACAGACUGCCUUGUUGGCCUACAUCCUCCUGUCGGCUUAUGGUAUAUACUGUGCGACCACAGCCCGUACCAACAUCCUUCGCCUACGUGCUUUUGUCUGGCAGGCCCUGUUCCGCUUCAGCCUCUUCUUGUUCCGGGUGUAUGGCAGUGGGGUGGGCAGUCCAAACUCCCUACGCCUCUUUGUUAUCAUGGACUCACUGGCUAUAUUAGGAGGGCUGGUCAACAUCAUCCAGAUCCCUGAGCGCUUCAUCCCAGGCCAGUUUGACAACUGGGGCAACAGUCACCAGAUAAUGCAUGUGAUGGUUGUUUGCGCAAUCAUUUACCUGCAUUGGGGCACACUGGAGGAUUUAGCCUGGAUUAAGUCCUAUCAGUGCCCUACUAAGUGAUGUAAAGAGAAUCAGUCACCUAGAAGCAUGAACUCAAAGCUACGCUGGUUGCUGAUAGAAAUGAGAUUUAGGAUUCAAUGAGGCAGGAAAAGUGAAGUAUAAAGAGAGGAAAAAGGUUUUUAAAAUGCACUUUAGUUCCAGCCGUUGAAAUUCUUUGCAAGGGAAGUUUGCAAUUUGACAUUUUGCCAGAGCAGAAAAAGAGGAACUCACAGUGUUGUAACUGUUGACUUUGAUAUCACUAUCAUGAAUCAAAAAUCCUGAGCAUACUUGAUUUUUAGUUUGUUGAAAUGCAGUAGUUUUGGGUCAUAUUACCCAUAACCAAAAUAGUCUUGAAAUUAUUGUAAUAAAUUAUAUAUAUUUUUAUAUCA